CCUGUACACACACUGACAUUUGGUGACUGCUCUUCAGAGAAAGCAUUGAGGCUGACACCGAUAGAUUGUGUUGUGGUGUCUCAGGCCAUUGCACUGUGUGAUACAAUAACACUAAUGGAUCUGAGUAGCUGUUACAUUCAGGAUGAGGGUCUCCAGCGUCUGGUUCCUGUUCUGCACAAGUGUCAGGAGUUGCAGCUGGAGAGCAAUAAACUUGGAGAUUGUGGAGUGAUGCGACUGUGUGAGGCUCUCAGGAACCCGGAGUGUAAAAUACAGAGACUGUGGCUGCACAGGAACAGACUGACAGCGGAUUGCACCGAGGAACUGACCUCCGCUCUCAGCACAAACCACUCACUGACGGAGCUGAACCUGAGUGAUAAUAAACUGGGAGAUUGUGGAGUGAAGCGACUGUGUGAGGCUCUGAGGAACCCGGAGUGUAAAAUACAGAGACUGUGUCUGGACAGCAACAGACUGACCGAUGGCUGCACUGAUGAUCUGGUCUCCGCUCUCAGUACAAACCGCUCACUGAGGGACCUGGAUCUGAGGUCUAACUCCUUCACAGAGGGCUCUGUCCCCGCUCUCCGCCUCCUCACACUGAUCUGCACCAGCCUGGAGGACAUCUGGCUGUAGGGGAACAGCUUCAGUUUAUACGGAUCGAAUCAGCUGAAGUCACUGAGCGGAAUCAGAGCUGGACUGACAGUGUUAGUGUGACACUGACUGAGGCAGUGACUGUCCACACAGUCUGUGUAAUAUGGAAUAUAUUCUGGACACUGUAGUGACUGAUUAUUAAAGAUGUUAAUCCUGAUUUCUCUCCCA
Molecule: messenger RNA, 813 nt
Organism: Callorhinchus milii (elephant shark)
Lineage: Eukaryota; Metazoa; Chordata; Chondrichthyes; Chimaeriformes; Callorhinchidae
Product: NACHT, LRR and PYD domains-containing protein 3-like
Exons: 5
Coding region: 115-627 (170 amino acids)
Cellular component (GO): cytoplasm
Molecular function (GO): protein binding
Source: RefSeq, a predicted model, not a curated record